UAUUAUGAUUAAGCAUUGAAAAAUACAUACAACUUCAAAUUUUCACCCUUUUACGAUCAACCCCCGUUUUUAAUCGCGAUUUUUAUAUGCCGCAAUAGGGUUGCAAGAUGGUAAUCGAGUAUAAUAAUUGUAGUAAGAUAAAAUAACGUUUGCCGAGUCAUUUAUAAAUAAUAUAAAAUUAUUUUCUUCCUAAUAUUCGUAAUUUAUUUUAAUAAGUGUUUAAUAUAGUUUAUAUAAAAUUAUUUUUAUUUUCGAAUACAAAAUAAGAUUAAAAUCGUAAAUUCCGUUCUCGCAUUACAUUAAGUCAAUAAUUCUUUUCAUAUAAGAGUUUCCGAUAGGCAGACUCAGGCAUAGAUUACUUAUUUCCAAAUUAAGCCCGUGUAAUUAUUAAUUAAUAUAUGUCUUAUAAUCAUAGGCGUAAUCACCUUGUGCGGGCACCCUCAUGCAAUUCUUUUAUAGUCAAUACUAAUGCUAUUCCCAUUCAAUUUACAUUCUUUUACGUUAUGCUAACUAGUUAUACUUGUAAUCGUACCUGCAUAAUAUAUUAUGUAUAUAUUGGCUAUCAUAAAAGUGACCUUACUAAGGUUAUUCUUAUAUCGCUUUAAUAGAUAACAAACAUAAAUUCUACCAAACAUCGAUAAUUGAGAAGGAAGAAGUUAUAGAACAUGACGAGGACGAUGUGGCUCGACGACCGUGGUACAUGCGCGGCGGGGAGCAGCGGCCCAAACACAGCGAUCCAAAUGAGGGCCUGUUCCCGGAGGACGCGCCAGGUGAUGACAGAGUGGUCCAACAGUUAAUGUACACGUUGCCGAAGGAUGAAACAGUACCUGUGAAAAAAAUUCUACUUGCCAACGGACUGGGCGCAUGGGGCGUGCCCGCCGGUCGAACUGAAUUCAUCCGCAACAAGUGUCCGGUAGACCGAUGCUCUCUCACCGCCGAUGCCAGAGACGCCGCCACGGCUGAUGCUAUUCUAUACAAAGAUCAUCACACACCAUUCAAUAUAAAACGUCCUCCUAAUCAGAUAUGGAUCCUAUACUACUUAGAAUGCCCUUACCACACGGCGUCACUGCGGCCGUCGUCGCUGAAUGUAUUCAACUGGACCUCGACGUACCGGCGGGACUCUGAUAUCGUUGCUCCAUACGAGAGAUGGGUGUACCAUGAUCCCCUUGUCACUGAGAAGGAACUUGACAAGAAUUAUGCAGCCAAUAAAACUAAAAAAGUAGCGUGGUUCGUUUCCAAUUGCCAUGCACGUAACCGCCGUCUGCAAUACGCCCGCCAACUUGCCAAAUACAUUCCAGUAGACAUCUACGGCGCAUGUGGCUCACACCAUUGCCCGAGAACAGAUCCAAAUUGUUUAGAAAUGCUCGACAGAGAAUACAAAUUCUAUCUCGCCUUUGAAAAUUCCAAUUGUCGAGAUUAUAUUACAGAAAAAUUCUUCGUCAAUGGACUGCAACAUAAUGUGUUGCCAAUAGUGAUGGGCGCACGAGCGUCCGAAUACGCGGCAGCCGCGCCGCACAAUUCGUACAUUCAUGUAGAAGAAUUCGCGGGUCCUGAGGAAUUAGCCUCGUACUUGCGUCGUCUCGACGAAGACGAUACGCUUUACAACUCAUAUUUCAAGUGGAAGGGUACGGGUGAGUUCAUAAACACGUACUUCUUCUGCCGUGUGUGCGCGAUGGUGCACGCGAACGAGCGGCGGCAGCGCAGCGCGCACUACACGGACGUGCAGGCGUGGUGGCGCGACGCGGCCUGCACGCGCGGCGAGUGGCGCGCCACCGAGCGCGACACGCGGGACAACGGCUAGGCCCCUGCCACCAGACAUUUUGAACCCAGCUUCGAUCAUAACGAUUUUGAGGUCCAAACCCUGAUAAGUAAACGAGACCAUUUCUAAAUACGUCCAAGCAAAAUUACACCUUUACUGCUACGAAACAGAAUCCUAUAUCAAACCGCAUUUUACGAGACAUUUUACAUACCAUGUCAUUAUGUGCGGUAAAUUAAACGCAUGUAGAAUUGGAAUCGUUGCUACUUGACUCGUUUAGAUCUUCAGAUCAUUUAACGCUCUUAACUUCAACUAUGGAGCAGACUGAGUUAGAGUGCAGCACUAGUUGUAAUGUAUGAAUGUUGACUGUUACGGUUACGAGGUGUCUAGGAAUAACUCAGUGGUAUUCCGAGUUCCCCUCUAUUUGUCCGACCUAUGCAUAUAUUUGUAUAUAUUGGUGAUCUGUGGUUUGAACACACAAAAUUAAACGAUCUUAAUAAAUAGACAUAUAAAUGUCAAAUUAGUUAAUUAAUUUUCAUGAAUGAAAGGAACUCGCAUCUUGAUUUGUACCUACCCAGUUCUUCGAAAAAGAGCAAUUUGUGAACUGGAAAUAUUCCGUGAGUUAAAUUAAAAUAGACGAAUUGUUAUAACACUUAUAGGAUUUAAUAAAUGUUGUGGAGCUAGUACCGGUGACUGAAUUUCAUAUUCGCGUCCAUUAGGUACUUACAUAUUUGUACUAGUUACCUUUAUAAUAUGGUUAACCGAAAAGUUAAUGAGUAGUACACUCACAGACCCUAAAGUGGUCAAUUUCUGUGAACAAUAGAGAUUUUUUGUAUGUGCAUAUUCAAAACAUGCAGCGACAGAUUAUGAUGUUUCUCCGAUCUCCAUUGAUUCACUUAUAAGUGUAAUUGUUUAAAUUAACAUGAGUGUUGCCUCAUCAUGAUCGUUCAGUUCAGACUUCAAAAUUAGAUAUAUAGAAAUAUUAAAGCGGUCGUACUUAUGUAUUAAGCGUUGUUACUACAUCGAUCACAGCAUAAAAUGCCAUUAGGAUUAUGCCUUAACUUCAUUACACCUUGUAAUGUUUAGAGAUAUAAAGCAUAAGUACCAGGUGAGGUAUAGAAGUACCAAUGGAUGACGACAUCCUUUACAACCUGCACCUGACUGAUAGGGUUUUCAUGAAAUCUCCAAUACUGUUCCGUGUUCGAUGUAUUAUAGUUUCUCUAUUACUCCCUCUCUUUCUCUCUCUCUCUCUUUGGACCGUACUCUAUUCUGUUAUUAAUGUUUUAUGUAAGUAGGUAUUUGUAAUAUGUGUCUAAAUAACUAUACUUUCGUAUUUCACCUAGUCACAUGCUUUAAAUCUCAUCUCUGAAACUGAAACAUUACAGUUAAUAAUAUUCGAGCUUUUUAUAAAUUAAUAUAGGUAACUCGUCUAAUAGUGCAAUUAUAAUAUCUAUUAUAUAUUCACUUACCAUAAUUUUAUUCAAUAAUUUAAUUAGUUUCUAUGUUUUUUUUUUCACAUAUUACCUUAUACAUUUAAGUAGGCAAUAUACUUCAUUAAGUCUUAUAAAGACUGCUAUAUUUAAGUUUGCCGAAGGCUAAAUAUUUAAAUACAUAACCACUAUACAUAGUUUGUUUCAAUAGAAAAUAAUGAAAAUGUAAACAAAGAACAGAUCUGACUAUAAGGGAGGCUCCCUUUGUUGUUGUUGAUGUCUAAUUACUGUUUAGAUCAAAAAUCGUAUUUAGUUGAAUGUUUCGAUUUGUUACUAAUUUUACUUAUAAAUUAAUUCAGUAACAAUUUCAACAAAAUAUAUUUAACUUUCCAUUAAAUUCUAUUGAAACAGAUCGCUGCUACUACACCCACAUGUGAAGUCUAUAGAUAGUAAAUACUUCUGUAAAAAGACAAUUUAUUAAAAAUACAACGUAGGUUUACCUAGGUACCUACGAAUUUGUACUUAAUUUUUCUCCAUAUAAAUAUAAUAGGCAUGAAAAUUACGCUAAGUUAAAUAAUCAUUAUUUAUUACCUAAGUUAAUUAUUUGGAGUUUUGUAAGUAUAUUGUUGUACUUACCAAGUAAGUCGGAGCUCAACGUGUCUAGUCACGACGCCAUUGAAAUUGAGCACAAGUUUUAUAUGCAAUCGUUAUUACACAUUUUUCUUCUACACAACGUCUAUGCACAAAGCUGUGACCAGCCUCCCCAGACAAGUAACAAAUACAUGUAUUGAUAGAUACAUUAUCACUACCGCAUGCUUGCGAUAAAAAAGAGACGUCAAACCUCUAAUAUCCUGUUCUUUCUCAUGCGUACAUUAACGGAAAUGAAUUUACCUAUAGAUUCGGUUACGUCUUGUCUAGGAGGCUGUUUACGUAUUUACCUAUUUAAUCAUAAUUUAUAAAUAUUUUUUAAUCUUCGUACUAUUAAUAAGCACCUCUUUAUAAUUUUAGAUGUUUUUUUUUUUUAACUUGUUGAAGAAUUUGUGUCUAUUAAAUAGGUACUUUUGAUUAUUUAUAGCUGUUACAAUUUGUGAUAUAGAUAUUCCAUUUGCAUAAAAUUUGACUUGUUCUAUAAAACCAAUAAUAUAAAGGACGUAGCCGAAAAAAUUUAAUUUACAUUUUUAUACGAUUUAGAAUACCGAACAAGAUCAUAAACUUUAACCAAGCUACAACUGACUAUGCUGUUACAUCUUAGUAUCCUGUAAUUUCACUACCACAUCCUUCAAACUAAAAGGCAAAACCUAAGAUACAUAAGACAAUCAUGCAAGGACAACUUCACGCAAAAACACGAGUGAGAGAUAAGUGAGGCGCUAGGGUGCUUCACUUGUAUAAAAUAUCCUUCUGCUUCUACCGUCGAUGUUCAAUUAGGUGGCAGGAAUUUUGCUAAGAAUUUAAAAAAAGUUUUUUUUUUUUUUUAUAUAAGAGAUUUAUUGACAACCGUUUUCUUUGGGAAAUCACUUAAAAAUUUAUAUUAGAUGUUCACUCUCCCCACCCCCAACUCCUUAACAAACUUUUAUCAGACCCAUAACAAAAUCAAAUCUUGGCUACGCCCUUGAAUGGUUUUUAUUUUAUAUUGUAAAAUUAUCUAUACCUGUAUUACAUUUAUAUCUCAAAAUUUGCGAUGUCAACACAAUUUUUUUAUCAGGGUAUUAUUGUUAGUAAUUAUUAAGAGAAAUGUGUUACUCCGAGUAAUUAUUUUCUUGUCCUCGGGUAAGUAGGUAGAUGCUUCCUUUUUGUUAGAAUAUCACACGAAUUAUAUAUGUAGUCAUGCACGUCCACUGUGUAAAAAUAUUAAUAAAUUGUUGAAGUUUCUCCAUAUUUCAUCGCAGUAUAUGGGGAAGUCACAUAGUCCAAAGAUUUCCCGUAUGAUAGUAGGUACUUAAAACAAAAACUUCACCUAUAACGAAUUACAUACUAAUAAUCUAAUAAUCAAAGUAUUCCCUUUUUUAUCUAACUUAGAAUAGCAAACAAGCUGGACAGUCCACCUGAAGGAAAGUUCUAAUUGUCACCUAUAAACAUCAACAGUACCAUGAUAUAACAGCGUAUACUAUGUCGCACAUGAUACCCUUUAUGCGUUGCUAUUCCUGAGGACUAAUAUGUUACGCCUCUGUACCCUUUAAUUUCAUUGUCAUAUCUCACCCUCAAAAUCGAAACUCAACCAUGCAAACACAACUGCAUACGGCAGAAACACGAAUGGGACAGAGGUACCCAAGCAGAUGACUUUUGAUUAAAUGUUUUUACAAUGUUUCUAUAGUUGACGUUAAGUUUCUAUAUGCCUACUUACCUAAUAUUUCUUGGGAUAUAAAAUAUUUUAUUAAAAAUUAAGAAACCAAUGUGCACUCUGUACUUAAUAUAGGCACUUAUUCGUAAUUUUAUUAUUACUUAAAUUUAACCAAUUAUAGACUGGCAAUUCCAAAAAUGCAUUUUGUUUUUAUAAUAGUUUAUAGUGUUUUUAUGGUUUAACUAAUAUUUAACUUUAUUGUUUAUAUUCUAGUAAGAAACUUAUUUACUUCUUGUUAAAAAUACAAUUUUAAUUAGAAUUAUAUGAAAGAAAUGCGCUAGAAAUGGUCUAGUACAUAAAAAAUAAUUGCAAUAUAAUAUGACACUUGCUUAAAAAUGUGCUGAGGCUGUGAAAAAUUAAAACAUUUUUCUUACCAAUUAAAAAACACCAAACUAAAUAUAAAAUCAAUGUUAAUAGUGUAUAAACAAUAUUCCCUAUUUACUGUGGAAGAUGUAGGCUCAACAGUUCUAGUAAUUAUACAUAUAUUUCUUGAGUCUUUUAUUAAUAUUAAGUUGAUUGUUAAAUAGUUGGCCUUAAUGUCACAUUAUAAAAUUUAAUUCAUGCUUAUACAGUACAAUGAAUCACAAAAAAAAAUAUACCUAGCGAUCACCUCACUGUUCAACAUCAAUAAAUGAAAAACAAAU
Messenger RNA from Galleria mellonella (greater wax moth), 6168 nucleotides. It is a transcript of the gene FucTA, whose product is annotated as glycoprotein 3-alpha-L-fucosyltransferase A. Lineage: Eukaryota; Metazoa; Arthropoda; Insecta; Lepidoptera; Pyralidae. The coding region runs from base 701 to 1801 and encodes 366 amino acids. Gene Ontology annotation, cellular component: membrane. The transcript has 7 exons. The record is from RefSeq and is a predicted model, not a curated record. Gene Ontology annotation, molecular function: alpha-(1->3)-fucosyltransferase activity.